AUGGAUAGCCCCAAUUCAAGAAAAUCCACUGGUUUCGGUAUCGUUGGACUUCAGACUGAUGAUACUCUCAUUCUUGCAGAUACCACGUUCGCUGAAUCUGAAGAGAUUGAGCUACGGAAGGCUCAAUUUCUGGCUAAAGACCGCGAAAAGUUAAUUAUUAAAAAGCCCUUGAAGUUCAAUGGCAGCAUGGUCAAGCUAGAACCUGAUAGGAUUACUCUUAUUCAGGAGACUCAGUGUAUCAAACUGUCACUUAUUGACAAGAUAAUCACUCAGGCACCAAGCACCCUAAAAGAUCGAUAUAUUGCAGAACGCGCAAGAGACGUAUCAUUUGCCAAUAACAAGGACCUUUCUUCUCAAAUUGGCUACGUUAUCGUACUAGCUGACAAGGGAAAUGCCAGUAACACUACUGCUGCAAAUGCCAAUAUCGUCCAUUGGAGUUCUAUCAAAUGCAAGCGUGUUACCCGCAGUGUUUUAGCAUCAGAGCUUUACGCUAUAACUUAUGGUUUAGAUAUUGCAUUCGCAAUAAAGUUAACGCUGGAUUAA
Messenger RNA from Aspergillus affinis, 543 nucleotides. RefSeq lists its product as uncharacterized. The transcript is spliced from 2 exons. NCBI's taxonomy places the organism in Eukaryota, Fungi, Ascomycota, Eurotiomycetes, Eurotiales, Aspergillaceae. The record is from RefSeq and is a predicted model, not a curated record. Bases 1 to 543 code for a protein of 180 amino acids.